UUGAAAGGUUGAUGAACUUUAGGCAAAGGGACUGUUUCUUUGACUUGAAAAUAAGAUUUGUUAAAGAUGCCGCUGCAUAGCUUGAUUGUUGCAAGUAUUUGGUUUUUCAAAUUUAUAGUGUUAUAUUACAAUCACGUGCACUGUUAAUAAAUGAAUUUUGUGCUUUUUAUGUUCUAAUGAUGCGAAUGAAAACAGAUUUGAGACGUGAGAAGCAAAUAGUCGUUAAAGCCAUGAACUUGCAAAGCUUAGUAGAUAAUAUUAUAAAACUGUCAAUCUAAUUCUAAAGUGUAUUGAUCCAAACACAAGUUCCCACACCACUCUUGAAAGUGCAAUUUUUUGGGGGCAGUUAAUGGAAAAUAAUAUACAUCUUUUCAGAAAAAUAUAACUUGCAAACUGUGGAGACGUUUGACAUAAUACGUUACUAAUUUCGAGGCAGAAAGUGUCAAUCACAUGGAACUUGCAAAAAGCUCUCGUUACAAUUAAUUAAUUAAUUACUUGUAUAAAUACAAAUAUACAUAAUUAUAUUGCUUUAGCCGUAAUUUAAGAUCACUUGCUCUCCAUUGCAAUUUUCACCAUCUUAAUCCAAUACUGACACACUACCUUUCCGCCACAAAGUCUGGUAGCUUCUGAAUUAAAUGGCACAGACAUGUACUACUUUACUCCUGGAAUCUCCACGAAAUAGCUCCUCUAAUAUCCUAUCAACACAAAUACCCAAAUCAUAUCAUCCAAGGUUUUUGUUUCUUUGCAUUAUUUGACUCAACACACAUAGCUCUAGUAUCACAACUUCAUCUUCUGUAGAUCCAUCAAACACUUAAACGACGUCGUUUCUCGUCACCACUUUCUUCUUCUUCUUCUUCUUCUUCUUGUCUUAAUAAACCAACGGACCACCAUGAGCAAAACACCACAAGAAUCCUUGAGAACACCAAAUAAGCAACUCAAACAUCUCCAUCGUAAUACUAAUAACAACAUCUCGUCAUCAUUAUCUCUCUACUCUCCCAAAUUUUCUAUUUACCUUUUAGCCACCUGCAUAGUCCUCUUCAUCCUCUUCCGCAUCAACUCCCUCGAACUCCCUCCGAAGCCCGCCACAUGGUCCUUCACCGAACAAUGGCAGAAAAUCAUAUUCAACAACGCCACCGCCACCGCCACCGCCACCACCAUCUCCGCCACAGUCGAACAAAAAUGUUCCACUGCCACCGCUGCCCCGGUUGGAACACUCGAAAACUGCUCCUGCUCGGCGGAUAAGCUUAACGCGGCCGAGAAGCUCCGCCGAGCAGUGACAUUCCUCCCGCUGAAGGAUCUCCGGUACUCUAACACAGCCCUCCAGGGCCACACGUGGUUCAUGAGCUCCAUGUACGAUGAUCACGAGGAAGGCGAGGUACAGUACCAGCAAUUCCCUUCGGUUUCGUCUCACGGUAGACUUCUCUGCCUUAAAGGCCGCGACGGCCACGACGGUUCUUGGAACUACUACGCCUUGGCGUGGCCGGACACGUUGCCACACAACGCCACACUCAUGAAGGGCCUCACAUUCGUGUCUUACAACCACUACAACUACGAAAACAUCUGGCACGGCUUGUCCGCCGCGGUCCCGUUCGUCGCUUGGCACAUCAAGAACCACUGCGCAUCGGUGCCUGACAGGUGGGUGUUGUACCAUUGGGGUGAGCUGAGGUUGACGAUGGGUCUUUGGCUGAGGACUUUGAUGGAGGCUACGUUUGAUGGGCCACCUAUGAUUGAAGGGUUUAACGACGGCGUUGAAGAUGAGACGGCGCCGUUUUGCUUUGAGCAAGCUGUGGUGAUGAGACAUAAUGAGGGUGGGAUGCGUAGGGAGAAGAGGAUGGAGGUUUAUGAUCUGAUGAGGUGUAAGGCUAGGGUUUAUUGUAAUGUCUCGACGGUUAGAGUCGCCGGCGACGGAAAGGUGCCGGAGAUUGGUUUGACGUUGUUCAUGAGGGUAGGGGCACGGUCGUUCAAGAAUGAUUCGGCGGUGAUCGGAAUCUUUGGAAGGGAGUGUGCCAAGGUGGACGGUUGCCGGUUAACGGUGGCUCAUUCCAAUAACCUCACAUUCUGUGAACAGGUGAAGUUGAUGAGCUCAACAGACAUAUUGGUAUCCCCACAUGGAGCUCAACUCACCAACAUGUUCCUUUUGGACCGAAACAGCAGUGUUAUGGAGUUCUUUCCCAAAGGCUGGCUCAAGCUAGCUGGUGUAGGCCAAUACGUCUACCAAUGGAUUGCGAGCUGGUCCGGCAUGCGCCACGAGGGAGCCUGGCGGGACCCCGACGGAGACGCCUGUCCCUACCCGGAGGACGAUCGCCGUUGCAUGUCCAUCUUCAAGGGCGGCCGAGUCGGAUACAACGAGACCUAUUUCUCUGAGUGGGCAAGAAAGGUUCUCACUCAGGUCAAGAUGAGGAAGAUUCAAGUUAAGAAGGCAUCAAAUAUAGGGUCUGUGGACUCUAGUUCUAGUGGCUGUUCUUGUACAUGAAUUUUGUAAUAUUUUUCAUGAUCAUUUUCAGGUUAUGAAGCAUUUUGUUAUAGAGCAGUUAUAUAUACACUUUUAAACUAUGAAAAUGUAAUUCACAUUAUGUUUGAUAGUCUUUAUGAUCAUUUUUAGGUUA
Molecule: messenger RNA, 2606 nt
Organism: Humulus lupulus (European hop)
Lineage: Eukaryota; Viridiplantae; Streptophyta; Magnoliopsida; Rosales; Cannabaceae
Exons: 2
Coding region: 890-2473 (527 amino acids)
Molecular function (GO): glycosyltransferase activity
Source: RefSeq, a predicted model, not a curated record